Messenger RNA from Daucus carota subsp. sativus, 2666 nucleotides. RefSeq names its product monosaccharide-sensing protein 2. Gene Ontology annotation, molecular function: transmembrane transporter activity. The transcript is spliced from 6 exons. Gene Ontology annotation, cellular component: membrane. Gene Ontology annotation, biological process: transmembrane transport. The record is from RefSeq and is a predicted model, not a curated record. The coding region runs from base 241 to 2451 and encodes 736 amino acids. Lineage: Eukaryota; Viridiplantae; Streptophyta; Magnoliopsida; Apiales; Apiaceae.
UGUGACUAAUUUCCAGCAUAGCAUCUUUCGAUUACAAUUCCCUGAGAAGCAGCCCGUGAAUAAAUACAGAUACAAUCAUAAUCAAAAUGAUGCUAAAGGGGCGUGACAAUCGUUGUGAAUUGUGAUUCCUUCUAAUCCCACACACACUGAAGUGCAACAGUUGGUUCAUCAUUCCAAUAACAAGUUGACAACCUCAGAAGAUCAAGAAGAAGAAUCUAGACAAUUCAACAAGACCAAAACAUGAAUGGAGCUGUGCUUGUAGCUAUUGCUGCUACAAUUGGUAAUUUACUCCAGGGAUGGGACAAUGCAACUAUUGCUGGUUCUGUUAUAUACAUUAAAAAGGAAUUUAAAUUGGAAAGUCAACCUACUUUGGAAGGCCUCAUUGUCUCCAUGUCACUCAUCAGUGCUACUGUGAUUACUGCUUGCUCUGGUGCAAUUGCUGACUGGCUUGGGCGCCGGCCCCUGCUUGUUAUUGCAGCAUUCCUUUAUUUUGUAAGUGGUCUUGUAAUGCUAUGGUCCCCUAAUGUCUAUGUCCUGCUCCUGGCACGCCUUCUAGAUGGGUUUGGAAUGGGACUGGCAGUUACUAUGGUUCCCAUAUAUAUAUCCGAGAUUGCACCGCCUGAGAUACGCGGUACUCUAAAUACUUUGCCUCAGUUUACUGGUACUGCUGGAAUGUUCCUCUCUUACUGCAUGAUAUUUGGAAUGUCCCUAACGAGUUCACCUAGCUGGAGGGUCAUGCUUGCUGUUCUUUCUAUCCCAUCCCUCUUAUAUUUUCUCUUAGCAAUAUUGUUUUUGCCUGAGACUCCAAGGUGGCUUGUUAGUAAUGGUCAAAUGCUGGAGGCCAAGAAGGUUUUGCAGAGGUUACGUGGUAGGGAUGACGUUUCUGGUGAGUUGGCUUUACUGGUUGAAGGUCUUGGCGUUGGGGGCCAGACAUCUAUGGAGAAAUACAUGAUUUGCCCAGCAGAUGAACUUAUUAAUGAACAGGAUGCAGGUACGGAUGAUGAGAGUGUUAGGCUUUUUGGGACUGAAGGACUCUCCUGGGUAGCUCGUCCAGUUACUGAGCAAAAUAGCUUUGGUCCUUCAUCUCGCCAAGAAAGCUUUGUAAGCCUGACCAUGUCGCUUGUGGAUCCUGUUGUCACCCUUUUCGACGGCGUCCAUGAGAAGCUGCCAGAUACAGGAGACAUUGGUAGUAUGCUUUUCCCAAACUUUGGAAGCAUGUUCAAUAUUGCUGGCAAUCAGCAAAAGAAUGACGAUUGGGAUGAAGAGAGUCUUCGUGGAGAGGGUGAGGAAUAUGCUUCUGAUGCCGGUAUUAAUGAUUAUGAUGACAAUUUGCAUAGUCCAUUAAUAUCACGUCAGACAACAAGUUUGGAAAAAGACAUGGUUCAACCUGCUUCCAAUAGUAACCCUGUGGAAAAUACUAAUGAUGAACCACUUGGUAGUGUGGGGAUUGGUGGUGGGUGGCAGCUUGCCUGGAAAUGGACAGAAAAGGAAGGUCAAGAUGGAACAAAGGAAGGUUGCUAUAAAAGAAUAUAUAUGCUCCAAGACAGCGUUGCUCCAUCUUGUCGUGGGUCUUUAACAUCUACUCCUGCUCCUGGAAUGGAAAUGCCUGAAGGUGCCGAGUUUGUCCAAGCUGAUGCUUUGGUAGCUGAUGCUUUGGUAAGUCAUCCCGCUCCUAACUCUAAGGAGAUCAUGGAUCAGCCUACAGUUGGGCCUGCUGUUAUACAUCCUUCUGAAGCUGCAGCUAGUGGGUCAAGUUGGAGCAAUCUUUUUGAACCAGGUGUCAAGCAUGCCUUAGUUGUUGGUGUUGGAAUUCAGAUGCUUCAGCAGUUCUCUGGCAUAAGUGGGGUUGUUUACUAUACACCUCAGAUUCUUGAGCACGCUGGUAUCUGCAGGCUUGUAUCACAAAUCGGCAUUAGUGCAACGUCUUCUUGUUUGCUUAUUACAGCCGUCAUCACUUUAAUGACGCUUCCAUGCAUAGCUGUUGCCAUGAGACUGAUGGAUGUAGCUGGCAGAAGAGGCUUGUUGCUUGCUACAAUCCCUGUUUUAAUAAUAUCCCUGGUUAUACUAGUUAUCGCCAGUUUUGUAAAUUUAGGCGAAGUUGUAAACGCUCUCAUCCCAACUGUUAGUGUUCUGGUGUACUUCUGCUGUUUCUUCAUGGCAUUUGGGCCUAUACCCAACCUACUAUGUGCGGAGAUCUUCCCCACCCGUGUCCGCGGUCUCUGUAUUGCAAUUUGUGCGCUCGCAGCAUGGAUAUGUGACAUUAUCAUCACCUACUCACUUCCCUUGAUGCUUCCCUCCAUAGGGCUCUCUGGCAUUUUUGGCAUAUAUGCUGUUGUGUGCAUCGUAUCAUGGGUUUUUGUUUUCUUAAAAGUUCCAGAAACAAAAGGCAUGCCUCUGGAGGUGAUAACUGAGUUCUUUUCUGUUGGCGCUAAACAUUCUACUGCUACCUGAGACAUCUGAUCUAGGCAACAAGGAAUCGAAGUCCUCAAUGGGACAGUUCCAGUUUUCAGUGAUUAUUUUCCAUGAUAUACAUAGUAUGGGAACAGGAAGUUUAGUGUGGUCUUGGAGUUGCAUGUUUGAGAAAAAACAAGAAGUAAAGAUGUUUAUCCUUUAGAGCCUUGCAUUGCAACCAGGUCUUCUUUUUGAAUAUAUGUAUUGAAAGUUUA